AUGAUGCCGGGCAUUUCCGCUCUCUCGGAGAGCGGAAUCGACGUGGAGGGCCUGACUCCGGAGCAGCUGCGCAUGCUCGCCGUCGACAUGCGCGACGCGGCGCUCACGGAGGGCGCGGAGGACGACGCGGAGCAGGCGGACCGCGCCCUCGCGUCGUUCGUUAAGACCAGCACGCUUGAAGCCGCCAGCAUGCUAGCUAACAGACGCACCACUGCCGCGGGGAAAACAGUAGGCGGAGGGGGAAGGACAGGCGGAAAGGGUGACGGAGCAGCAGCAGCCGCGGCAUCAGCUGCUGCGGCGGACCCUCCGUUACCGGUUUCAGCAACAAGCCCAUCCUCUAACCCGGCAGGCGAUGUUGCUGUUGCAUCUCCGUCCAAGCCUGCAGCAGCCAGGGUACUCGGUAAAACCGCCUCGGGUCAUGGCAGCAGCAGCAGCAGCAGCGGCGGCGGCGGGACCACCACCACGAGCGCCGGCAACGCUAGCAGCGCGAGCAGCGCGAGCGGAAGUAACAGCGGGUCGUUCCGGGAGCGAUUGGGCCUCGGCGGGCUCCAAAUUGCUGUGCCGGCUGAUGACGCCCUCGCUGCUGCCGCUACAGCCGCUACAGCCGCUACAGCCGCCGAUGCAGCUGCAGCGAGUUUGGUGUCGCCGGGUCGUGGCGCUGCUCGCGCUGCCGGCAGCAGCAGGAGCACGGGGACGGCAGCAGUGGGUGCAGGAGGGUCGGCGUCCUUGCACGGGCUGCCGUGCUACAUUCACUUCGCCAACCACCGCGUAGCAGCGACCAUAACGCUCUCGCCGGCCUGCAUUGACUUCGGCAUAGCGCCCUUCCGCAUCCGCCGCACCAACUUUGUCGACCUCUGGCGCGUGCCCGAGCGCCCCGUGCUCGUCACCACGCCCCGCACGCCCAAGACCCGUGCUGCCGCCGCUAAGGGGGGUGGGGUUGGUAAGCGGCCGAGUAAAUCCGCUUCUUCCACUCCUCGCACCCCCAACAAGAAUGUGUUUUCGAAAUUGGAUUUUCCGGGGUCGACCCAGCCAGCCAUAGAUGCUUCUGCUGCCGGAGGGGGAGGAGGAGCAGGAGAGGAAGGAGUGCUACUAGCGCCUGUGGGAGCAGCAUCAGAUGUGAAAUCCGACGACGGAUUACAUGCCUCUCCAAAUCACAACCUCACUGCUGCUGGUGCACCUGAUGCUGAUGCUGGCGUUGAUGGUAAGGGCGAUGCGGUGAGUGAGGGUGGUGGUGGUGGUGCUGUGAGCACGCUGUGUGCGCCUGUGGUGGUGCAGCCUCGCUACUCCACUGUGAUCUCCCCGGAAGAAUCUCCCCGUGCUGCUGCUCCCUCCAAGCACAGGCCACAGCAGCCGCAGCAGCAGCAGCAGCAUAAGUCGGAAGCAAGCGCAGAUGAAAACACUGCCACGCAUCCAUUUUCUGUGGUGGGCGGUGGGGAAACCGAAGUUGAUCCUUUGCUAGGUGCAGCAGCAGCAGCAUUAGCAGCUGCAACAGGGACCAGCGCAGGAGCACCUGAACGCCCUGGGGAAGAACAAGGGACUGGACCUCAGCAAGUGCAGCAGCAACAGCAGGAUGAAAGGAGUAAGCAUGCGAUGGUUCCGUUGAGUGUUGAGGAUGUGGCAGCAGUUGAGCUUGGGCUGGAAACAUGGGAGGUGGUGCUCCUAGAGAGGGAGGAGGAGAGGAAACUGAUAGCUGCAGCAGCAGCCGCCGCCGCAGCGGCAGCGGCAGCAGCAGCGGCAGGAGGAGGCGUGGGUGGUGUGGCAGAGACAGAGAAGGGGAGUGAGGUGGUAGAGGGCAGUCGGGAUAUCUGCAUGACCCCGCCUGCCAUCAUUGACGGGUGGACGCAGGGAGCAGAGGACCCUGCAGCUGCAGCAGCGCAGGAAGCCGAACUCAGCGACAUUCGCUCUGCUGCUGCCACCGCCGCUGCCGCUGCUGCUGGUGGUGCUGGCGGCAGCAAGGUAGGUGCUGCAGCAGCAGCGCUCAGUCCACGUGAGUUAGCAGAGGGCACUGGGAGGCACAGCAUCAGCUGCGAUGGCGACACCUCGUCUGCCUUCUCAGACUAUACAGAGGCCGAUGAGAGGCGGCGCCUGCUCACCAACCCGUUCCACUCCACCACCGACUCAUCAGCAACAGACCCCCCUGCUGCCGCACCCGGUGGGGCUGACUCAGAAGCAUCUGUUGCUACUGCUGGUGCGGGUGCUGGUUCUGCACGGAUUGCUGCCCCUGUAGGUUCCUCCACCACCCACACUGGCGUGUCGCCCACCUAUGGUGUAUCCACGGGGGACAUACCAGCCGCAGGGCUCAUGUCGUGGUCGUCUGCACUGCGCAGUGUGGUUCCCCGCAGCAGAACGUCCUUUGAUGCUACCUAUGUGCGUAUGGAGCCUCUGACGGCUGGAGGAGGAGGGGGAGGAGGGGGGGGUGCGGGAGGUGAGGGGGAUGGCGCUCGCCCACGUUCUGCUGCGUCUGGUGGAGGAGCAGGGUUUGUUCGCAGCAGCAGCGUGACAGGGCCUGGAGAGAACAAGGAUUGCUCCCCACUUCGCCACUCCCGCUCAUUCCCGCUCUCCCCGCCGUCGAUUCACCAGCCCGCAACUUUCCCCUCCCCCCUGCGCCCGAUCGCAUUUUUUCGUGAUCGUGUAUCUGCCCGUGUUCCCGUCGCUGCGGUCGUCCCUUUCUCUCCCGACAGGCGAACGCGCAACGUGCAGCAGCUCCUGGCUCUGCGCGAGUGUUGCCCCGUCGUCCGCCGCGCGCCCUGCAGCCCCUGGACCGACUCUCCGCGCACGCUGCCGCGGCCUGGCGGGACCGGCGCUACGAGCGGCAGGGGGGGCGGAGGUAGAGGCGGAGGUGGAGGCGGCGGCGAUAAGGGGGGUGGGCUCCGUGGGGGGGGAGCAGGGGGCUUAGGACGGGGUUCGGCGGAGGCAGAGGCGGAGCUUGCUGCUAGGGCUGAUACUGGCAAAGGAGCUGAACGGCAGGGCGAGGAAGGGGCAGAUGGCGUAGGUGCAGCAGCGGGUAGUGCGGGCGGGAGAGGUGGCAGCAGUCGGGUGAACGCUGCUGUUAUGCUGGCCCACUGGGUGGAGCGAGACUCUCUCAUCCGCUACUCGGCGCAGUACUGCCCUCUGCACCCUGCCCCGCGCUCCACCAUCGCCGCCGCUUUCAGCAGCGAUGGCGCCUCCCUGGCCUCCACACAUGGCGACCACACGGUGAAGAUCAUCAGCUGUGCUACCAGCAAGUGUCUGCGCACGCUCACAGGCCACCGCCGCACGCCCUGGGUGGUGAGGUACCAUCCGCGCACAGCGCAUGUGGUGGCGAGUGGCAGUCUGGACCACGAGGUGCGCCUGUGGGACACCGACACUGCCCACUGCAUCGCCUUCCACCCCUUCUAUCGCCCCAUUGCAUCGCUCGCCUUCCAUGCAUCUGGGGACCUGCUUGCAGUGGCGUCCGGCCACAAGCUGUACAUAUGGCAGUACACGCGCUCAGGCGAGGCAGCACAGCCGUGUGUGGUGCUGCGCACGCGCAGGUCACUGCGAGCCGUGCACUUCCACCCGCACGGCGCGCCUCUGCUACUCACCGCGGAGGUGAACGAUCUAGACUCAGCGGACUGCACGCCCACGGAGGCACUCUCAUCGGGCUAUGUGCACUACCCGCCGCCCUCCUUCCACUUCAACCCCGCCGCUGCUGACACCACCCUCGCCGCCUCCGCGGCCACUGCGGGGGUGACUCUCCCCGCCACGCCCCCCUUCCCCCUCGCUCAAUGGCAAAGCUGGUUCUGGAUGGCGGGCGCAGGGGAAGGGGGCGCGGGCGGGGCGGGGGGCGGGGCUGGGGGCGGGGGUGGGGGAGGGGCAAGAGGGAGGGGAGCGGGAGAGGCAGGAGGAGGUGGGCUGGGUGCGGAACCUGCGGGGGCAGCAGUGGGGGCGUUGGGGAGGGCACGAGGGACGGAGGGAAGUGGAAGGGGAGGGACGGGCGGGAAUGUGAGUGCGGUACAGGUGAAUGGGGAUGAUGCAGGAAGGCCUGGUGCAGGUGAUGGAAGUGGUGCUUCAGGGGAAGGGGGGGAGCAGGGUGGAAGGAGGGGAGACGGUGUAGGGAGAGGGAGGAGGGAGGAGAUAGUGGGGGAGGCGCGUGGGAGUGGGUGGCGUGGUAGUGCUGCUGAGGGCAGGGAUGAGGCUGAGGCUGCUGACGUGGCUGCGAACGUGGCAGCUGACGUGGCUGCUGAUGUGGCGGAGAGAGGAAGCGCAAGGGAUGUGGAUUCUGUGAGCGUUGUAAGGGAGGAAGUGGCGGGAGAGGCCGUUGCUGGUGAGGAUACUGCGGGAAUGGAUGCACGGGGGCAGAGGAAUCGGGAACAGCUAAGGGGAAGUAACAGGGAAGAAGGUGGGGAGGAGAUUGGAGGAGGAAGUGGAGCAGUGGAUGGGGAGGGUAGGGAGCGAGGGGUUGGGAGGGUGAGUGGGGACGGGGAGCAUGAAGCAGUCAGUGAGGGUGGGGCAUUAGUAGGUGCUUCUCAUGCUGCUCAUGCCCCGGCAACGGGACUAGAGGAGGCUGAAGGAGGCUUUAGGCCGAGCGCGCAGGAGGGGAGGGUGGAUGAGGUGAGGCAGUAUGGCACGGUGCCUGGAAGUGAACGGGGGGAGCAGCAGAGGGGGAGUGAUGGUGCUGAUGGUAAUGGUGUUGGUGGCGAUGCUGCUGCUGCUGCUGCUGGUGGUGGUGGUGGAGAGGGAGAAGUGGGCAACACAGCAGGUGAUACGCGUUUGAUCACAGAAACUGGGGGCGAUAGUGCUGGUGCAGCUCGGGAUGUGGAACGUGCACAGGCAGAGGACGGACAGGAGGUUAUGGCGGUGCAGCAGCAGCAGCAGCAGCAGCAGCUGCCACCGCCACAGCAGCGGCAAGCACAGCCGCUGCAGGUGCAACAGCCGCCGCAGCAGCAGCAACAAGCACAGCCGCCGCCGCCGCAGCAGCAGCAGCAUCAAGCUCAGCAGGCCCAGGCACAGCAGGCACAGCCCCAGGCGCAGCCGCAGGCGCAGCCGCAGCAGGUGCAGCGGUUUCCCCUGGCGCAGCUGCAGCACCCGCUGCUGCAGGCGAGUCAGCCGACGCCCGAGAUCCCGUGCACGGUGAAGCUCAAGGUGUGGCGGCACCACAUCAGCCGCCCCAGCAGCCCCCUCGACCCUGAAAGCUGCCGCCUCACUGUCCCGCACGCCGUGCUCUGCAGUGGGAUGCAAGGCCGGGGGUUUGGAGCAGCAGCGUCGGAACCAGCAGGAGCGACAGGGACGGCAGGACUGGCAGGAGGAGAAGGAGGGGCGGUAGGAGGUGACAGUGGGGCGGUUGUAGCAGGGGGGGGAGCAGCGGUAGCAGCAGGGGCGGCGGGUGGUGAUGGUGCGGUGCAUAGCAACAGCUCAGUGGCUGCUCGAAUGUCUCCAGGGGAACGACGGCGCAGCCCCUCCCCUCUGGAAGUGAACUCUGGCUGGCAGCACGGGCAGGCGCACGGGCAGGCGCACGGGCAGGCGCAGGGGCAGGGGGACACGCGCAUUGUGGGGACGGACGGUGCUGCUGCUGCUGCUAAUGUGGGUGCUGGUGGUGGUGUUGAAGCUGAGGUGCCAUCAGGGCUAGCAGGGGUGAGUGGGGCGGUGGGUUUGGCCGUGGGGGGGGGAAUGGGAGCUGUUACCACUGCCACGUCUCGACUCGCAGCCUGGGUGACGGGUAGAGGGGCUGCAGCUGCCGCCGCUGCUGCUGCUGCUGCUGCUGCUUCUGCUGCUUCUGCUGGCGCCGGCACUGCUGGGAACACAGCAGCAGUGGGCGGGAGGAUGGAGGGACCAUCUGUUACUGCGGCAGCAGGGGGAAACGACCUGGAUGCCCGGGGGGCAACUGGGGGAGGCGCAGCUGCGCAAGGAAGCAGGGGGGGGGCAGUGGGCGGGGGGGGAUCAGGGGGAGUGGGGGACAAUGCAAUACGGCGGUCAAGAGGAGGCACAGACGCAGGGGCUAGUGGAGCUGGCGGGAAUUUGGAGCAAGACGGGGCAGGGGGAAGGGGAGGGGGAGGGGCGGGAGCAGGGGGGGGUCGUGGUGGGGGCAGUGGAGGGGCGGGCAGCAGCAGCAGCAAUGCGGCAGUGGCACACCAGGUCAUCUAUGAGCUCAGGGUCUACUCCCUGGAGGAUGCCACGUACGUUGCCUCCCCUCCUGGCCCCGGCUCCUUGGCCUUGUCCGUUUCUCCCCACGCUUCUCUACAGCAUAGCUUCCCUCUUCCUUCCCCUCCCUUCUUUCCCUGUAAUUCCUUUUCUAGGCGCCUUAAAUGCCGACUCCUUAACCUAAUUUCCUUUUCUCCCCACGCUCUGCUGCACUUCAUUGCUCUUUCUCUCCCUUCUUUCCCCGUUAUGCCUUUCUCCCCCACGUCGUGCCAUCUGCUGCUGGCGUACGGGCGCCGCCACGGCUCGCUGCUGCGCAGUCUCGUGGCCGAUGGGGCCUCCAUCGUCCCCGUCUACACCAUCCUCGAGGUGUAUCGAGUCUCUGACAUGUCACUAGUGCAAAUUCUUGCCAGUGCGGAAGAUGAGGUCAACGUGGCUUGUUUCCAUCCUAAAGUCGGUGGGGGGCUGGUCUACGGCACCAAGGAGGGCAAGCUGCGAGUGUUACAGCAUAACCGUGCCGUGCCUCUCCAUCUGCCGCUUGGCAUUGCAGAAGACACCUCCUUUGGUGAGGAGCAGGAGAACCCUCAGCAGCCGCAGCCACCCACCCGGAGAUUCCCCAUCUUCUGA
Closterium sp. Naga37s-1 is the source of this 6723-nucleotide messenger RNA. NCBI's taxonomy places the organism in Eukaryota, Viridiplantae, Streptophyta, Zygnematophyceae, Desmidiales, Closteriaceae. The record is from the annotation of a GenBank genome assembly.